Seminavis robusta is the source of this 6606-nucleotide messenger RNA. Lineage: Eukaryota; Bacillariophyta; Bacillariophyceae; Naviculales; Naviculaceae. The record is from the annotation of a GenBank genome assembly.
AUGUCGGGUCGAAGACGGAACGUGAAUAUAGGAGCGAAUUCGAUAGUGUACUCCGGGAGAGGUCGUCCUCGCACCAAGGAGAUCGUGGAUCGGCCAUUGCCUGUGGGGAUUGUGCUGGGGUCUCCCAGUCCAGGGGGUGACAUCUUUAAGAAUCGCAAGAUUCGUGUGGGUGGCCAUUACCAGGCCAAAGUUCCCAAGGCGCCAUUGUCGUCGGCAAAAGAUGGACAAGAACAACAACAACGGGUCUAUCAGAGAGCUGUCACUAGGAAACCACCCAGUCUGGUCUCGCAAGAAUAUCCUCAUUUGACGGGAAAGCAGGUGGAGGAAUACCAAGCAAAGCAACAACAACAAGAAGAAAAUGCACAAGAUGCUCAGGGAAACAAUCUGCAAGGACCACCCAGCGACAUGGAAGUCGAUACAGCGGCCACCUUGACAGCAGAUGCCAUGCCCACAACAACAACCACUACUACUACUACGGUUACUUCACCCCACUCGAGCAGCUCCAUAGCCUCCAACAACACCAGCAGUGGGUCGACGGACAGACAAAGCAACCACAACAUCCACAAUAAUGAUCAAGAGACCAACUCAUCCAUGGACGCUCAAAGCAACAACAGCAAUACAAACCACCACAACAACAAGGAAGACCAAGACACCGAAGAAAAUCUCAAGACGCAACGAGGUGGCUUGCUCGUUCGUCCAUCGGCAACAAGCGCAGCAUUCGCAUCAUCAGCAGAGUCGACAACAACAACAACAACAUUCACUGAUGAUGGAGAAGCAUUCUGGGACUACAUUCAACCCUUGCUAGUACCACCAAAGGAGACUUUUGUUGUCACGGCUAACAACAACGCUAACGACACUUGGCAAAGUAAAAUCUUACAGUGGCACCUAGACAAACAACAACGCGCUCAAGAAGCCAUCGAAGAAAUGCAAAGAAAGCAACAACAAGAAGCAGAGCAACAAGCAAUGCAACCCAGGAGAAGGGGAAGAAGGAAACGAAAAAAGGAAGACGCUUCUUCAUCCACAGUAAAGCCAGAAACAUGUCAGGAUGCCUUGGAUUGUAUUAUGGAAGAAGGGAAGGCACACGCCAUGCAGCACUUUUGGUUGCGGCACAAGGGACAGUUGGGUAUUGCUAAAGUGGAAACCAGAGUGCAGCUAUCGGCGGGAAAAGCCGAAAUGACACGAAAAGUCAAUGAUCACAAGCGGAGAAGAGACACACCCAACCAUGGUGGUCUCUACUGGCGCCAAUUCUGCGAACAAUCUGCUGUGGCUGCCAUGACUGGGGAUUAUCGAACUUCUACUAAUGACACACAGAAAAAGGGCAAGAAAGCCAUGCACCAAACUCUCCCAGCGGAUCAAGGUGAACUGGAAUUCCACAGGGAAACUUGGAAAGCCAUCUUGCUUCUAGGUCAGGCCAUCGUCGAACAGUUAACAAAGGCCAGCAGCAGCAGCAGGGUACCUCCCACAAAGCUCUCCUUGCUCCUUUCCUUUCUCAACAAUGCUUACCAAGUACGGCCAAUGCCAGAGGACGUCUUUCGUGCCGCAUCUGUCACACCCGAUAUUAACCGAAGCUUCGAUUUCAUUGCGGAAUAUGCCGACAAGGCACGGAAAGUGCAAGCCAAACUGAUGGAUACUCUUUACGAGACCAACGAUGGCGGGGUCGAAUGGGACAUUGUCCAAAAGCUGUUGGAUCAGCAAGGCAUCCGGGCUCUCCCUGUUGAAUUAGAUGACGCUACGGAGCUACAUCAACAACUUGCGUUGGUCGCGGAUUGGCAGAGUCGAUUGGAUGCAUUGGUUGAGGAGGACGAGCUGUGUCUUUCCAGCCUGGAAGACCUGGCUCAGGAAGGGAGGUCCUUCAUUUUCCGUAGCAGGAGCCUUGUGUGCUUGGAGAACCGAAUACAGAAAGCCUACCAAUUGCGGGACAGAGUUUUGCAAUGGAGACAGUCUUGUGAGCAGUGCGAGGAAGACUUGGACGACAAAAAGGAGAAUUUUAAGUAUUUGUGUGGCAUGGUCCGAGAUGCCAAUCGGCUCAAACUUAAGUUUCCUGUGGUGACAGAUCUUUUGGAAACCCACAGAACAGUGGAGGCUUGGAUCGAUCGCGCCAACAUUGCCAUCAGGUCGAGGAUCUCGCUGAAGGAGAUCAAAGCCCUUGUACAAAAGGGCGAAGAACUCCCUGUCAACCUGUCUGACCUCAUGGAAAAGCUUCGUUCCCGUGUUGGCUUGGCAGACGACUGGAUCAGUCGCUUCAAAGAUGUCGUGUCUUGUUCGGACAGUAUGCCUGAUGAAAUCUGCUUGGAUUCUGGAGAGGCGCUGUUGCGUUGGAUGGGGAGCAUGCGAGAUGCUCUUCGGGACGGGAAGCAUAUUGAACUCCACGACUUGGCGUCGGAGGGAAGCCGUAUACCGGUGGAAAUUGACCUUGUGAAGUUGCUGCAAAUCGAGCUGGAUGGCAAAACAUGGACAAUGAAAGCCAAAAAAUGGGUGCCGUGCUUGGCAAAGGACGAGGACAUUGCUUGCAAAAAGGCCAAGCUGGAAGACUUGAGAGAGCAUCUCGAAAAAGGAGCACUUCUCCGGGAAAGAAUCGACUUACCAGCAUCGGAGAAGAUUGAGUGGGUGCUGGAAGGGGAAAUGGAGAUUCGUGCCAUUGUGCAAGCUGCCGAUGACUGGUUUGUGAAGUACAAGCCGUAUCUCGACUGGGAUAAUCGCCGAUCAGAAGUUCGGAGUUGCCUUUCUAUGACGACACUGCGAACUAUUUGUGACGAAGCGAAUGCAAUUCAUGCAAACAUUGGUAAUGCCGCAGGGAAGAUGGCAAGAAUACUGGCACAGGCCGAGGACUGGCAAAAGAAACAUGAGACCCUUCUGCUGACAUGCAAGAUUAUUCCGAGUGACCAAGCUUCCUUCGUGCCUCAGGAUAAGUCUCGUGUUACCCUAGCUAUGAUGACUGCGGCUUCCGAGGCGGCAGCAUCGGAAGUAUCUUUGGACCUCGACGAAGCCAAGGAGCUCAUGAAACUUGUCGAAAAGGUCAAGGAUUGGACUACUCGCGCCACGAAUGCUGCGCCAAAACGAAGCAAGCGACAGAGCCGUGGACGAAAACCGAAGCUUACAGUUGAUGACAUCAUUGGGCUCAUCAAGGAAGCCGAACGACUCCCUGUAGACACAUCGGAAGAGGUGAACCGACUCCAAAUCCAGCUCAGUACCGUUCAGGAAUGGAGGGCUAAAGCAAGAGAGGAGCUGGAGAACAUCUACAAUGGAUUUCAGAAACUUCGCCAUGUGGCCGACGAAACGUACGGACCUCCACAGGAAUACACCCGUAAGAAGCAAAGGCCAGAGUCAACGGAAGGCGACGCAGAUGACACCAAAAGCGAGUCCGACUCGGACGAAAAGAAGUCUGCUGAUGAUCUGGUGCAGGCGGAGAUGUCGUCAACUGCUGGUUCAGAGGACCAAGAGGGCAUUCCGAGCAUGGGCAAUGGAAACUGCAAUAUAAACCAACUGAUCAAGUUCUAUCGCAGGGAAGCGAUGACGCAUGGUGUGAUUUCUGGUGAAGUAGAAGCUGCGGAUCUGCUCGAAAAGGUUUCGAAUUGGUGUGUGAGGUCCGUGAAGUAUCUCGUAACUCAAAGGGAUGUGUUUGACAAGAGAUUCUUCGGAGCCUUCGAUAGAUUUGUCGCGCAGGGACGAGGCCUUCUAGCACCUACAAACAGAUCCGGAGAGGGUGAGCAGAUCAGACUAGAGGAUCAGGAAUUGGCCGAGAAGCUCAAUGCGGCGUGGAGUGCAGUCGUUUCGGAUCAGCUUCAGCGCCUUGAAGUUUUGCUGGCGGAUCGAGAACAGUUCAUCUCAUGGUGCAAUGCCGCGGAAGCGAUGCUGGGCUCGAAGGGUGAAAAGAAGCCUCCUCUUGACAAGUUGAAAGAGCUCACCGAUCAGAGUAGGGCCUUCCCGUCAGUUUGUGACAUGGUGCAAAGAGUUCGAGGUAUUUUCUACAAGGCCAUGGAAUGGCAAAAAUCAACGGCGCGAAUUCUGAAAGAAGGGCCCAAAAUGAGUCGAAAUGAGGCCAAGAGCAUUCUUGAUGAAGGCGAAAAGCUUGGCUUUGUCUGCGAAGAAAUGAAAGUGAUAAAAAAUGCCUUGCGUCUGGCCCGAAACUGGUCCAACAAAGUCAAGCGAUGCGAUUUGGAUCAAGGCUCGACGAAUGCUACUGCUGUGCAAGCACUUAUCGAGGAGCACGAAUCGCUUCUCUUGGAAAUGCCAGAAGAGCUCGCUACUUUGCAGCAAGCGAUGAAACUCUACUGCAUCUGUCGCCGACCUUACUCUGGUUUCAUGAUUGGCUGUGAUGAAUGCGAAGAGUGGUACCACGGCCUUUGUAUCGGAAUCACUGAAUCCAAAGCUGACCGUGUCGAUAAGUUUGUCUGCGUCCGAUGCUGUGUCUCGAAAGUCUUUAAGAACACUGCAAAAGAAGGGGUUGCUGCUGUUAAAAAGUGGACCUGCCAGAAAGACAUGAAAAGGGCGAGACAGACAGAGUCACAGAGGCACCAACGCAAGAUCAGGAAGGAGACUAAAGAGAUUGAAAAGCAGAGAGCUCAAAUUCAGGCCAUAGAGGAAAGCCAGCAGCAACAGGAAAGCAUACAGACCGCGGCUAUUGCCAUGGAAGUCGAAAACAACGUUUGCGCCGGUGUGAGCAAUCCACUGGUACUGACAAAUGGCGUCUCCACCGAGGCUACGGCAGCACCGCAACCCACACCACCAGAGAGUGACAAAACACCAGAAAACUCUAGCGAACAAGCUGAAAAACCAAAGCCGCAGCCCAAGCUCACUCCAGAGGAAGCGCAAGCCAAAAUACAAAAAUGCCUGGACACGAUCAGAAAAUGCAACGACAGGCUCUCUUUGUUGAGUAAGCAAACCGAAGAGAAAAAAGAGAUCAUGGCACAGGAAGAUGCGAAAGCCUCGUUGUUACGCAAUUGGUUCCUUCGCGUCAGAUCCUUGGUCCUUUUUCCGCGUUCCGACGAGGGCGCCGAACAAAGCCGACCGCUGAAGGAUGGUUCAGCCUCUUUCAUCAUGCAGAGUCUCAUCAAAAAUGCACAAGACCUGGCCAUUGCCAAUUUGACCGACGUGGCAGCAACGAUUAAUGGAUUCCAUUGUUUGUCUUGGUGCAUUCUUGCCAGCACGACAUUGGCUAGGAAACCCAUGUAUCGAGACGUCGAACUCCUUGUCUCUCUUGCCAAGCCGCUUAAGUUCUCUGAAGAAAAAGCAAUUCGUGUGCUCAGAGGCAUCCUCACACGUGCCAAGGCAUGGCAGGCAAAGGUGAUGAAGGCCUUAGCUCCGAGUCCCGGGGAGAAGAAGAAGUACAACCUGGAAACUCUGAAGGAGCUUGAAUUGGCGGCUCAGGAUAUUCCGUGUCAUCUGAAAGAAGUGUCUUUGUUGAACGCCGUUAUUGAAGACAAAGGCGCCAGAUACUGCAUUUGUGGAGGACCCAGUGAUGCUCGGGUUAUGCUUGGUUGCGACAAGUGCGCGCGCUGGUUUCAUGGUAGUUGUGUCAACAUGACCAAGGAACAGAGCGACGAUAUGCAGAACUGGGUGUGUCCUCCUUGCUCGGGAUCGCCGUUGCAGGUCAACAUAGCGAAAUGCGGUAUUGUCUGGGACGAAGUGUCUGAUGCUUCCAGCAAGAAAGGAAAGAAGUCAUGCUGUCAUCUCAUUGCGUCGGUGGCCCCGGACUCUGCAAAGAUGUGGCCACCUUUUGGAUUGUUUGGGUCGUCAACAGCUUUGGAAAUGCUGGGACCAGAAAUAAGUGCAAUUCCAGACGCGGAGGAACUUGUACCUGCAGCUGUUGUGCCUGUGUCGGCCCCUACCGUGAACGUGCCUCUUGCGACGCCUGCUGCCAGUGUCGGGAGUGCUGUUGUCCAGCAAGCGGUGGCAAAUGAGGCGCAACUUGCUUCAAACGACCAAAGCACAACCGUUAACCAACAAGCUUUGGCUCCAGCACCUGCGUUGUCGUCGUCUCUGCCGCCCGCUCGGUCUGACAGCGCUGAAGCCAUAACCGCUGCACCGUCAGUCGCCACAACGGUAAAACCGUGUGAACUGCCAUCCUUCAAUUGGCUUGCGGCUUCCGGUGAUCUCGCUGCAUUUGCUGCUGCGCAAGCUUCUCUUGGAUCCUGGCCGAUGGCUUUGGGGCAGGCAGGUGCCAUCAGCAGCAAUUCAACUGCUGUGGGGCUUGAUUGUUUGAAUGCUAUGAUCGGGCAAAACGUCAAGCCUGCGGCAAGCGAAAGCUUACACAACGGGAACGACGCAAAGGAGGCAUCGGCAACAGCAGCAACAAUCACAACACAGGAGAUGUGCGCAUUGAAGCCUCAGUCCGCUGUACCUGCACUUUCAGCUGUGAAUGUCACGAAAGAGCAAGAAGUCAGUUUCAGGCAAGAGCCGGAGACGUUGCAGGCGGGUGCUGUCAAGGCCGCGGCGGAAUCAGUUCCCCCUUCGGGAAGUUGUCAUGCGGAGCAAGCUUAUGCAAUGCCACCGGCGGCUGAAACAACUGUUGCUUCAGAAGUUCAGCUCCCGCCUGCCCCAGCUCCAAUGCCUCCUGGGCUUAGUCUUAUGGUAGCAGCUCUGCCGUUGCAAGAAGGCGGAAGCUAA